Molecule: messenger RNA, 1254 nt
Organism: Colletotrichum chrysophilum
Lineage: Eukaryota; Fungi; Ascomycota; Sordariomycetes; Glomerellales; Glomerellaceae
Exons: 3
Coding region: 1-1254 (417 amino acids)
Biological process (GO): proteasome-mediated ubiquitin-dependent protein catabolic process
Cellular component (GO): GID complex; cytoplasm; nucleus
Molecular function (GO): ubiquitin protein ligase activity; protein binding
Source: RefSeq, a predicted model, not a curated record
AUGGCGGAACAGAACCCCAUGAUGACGCUCCAGGCGGAGCUCUCCCGCUUUCGCAAAGCGACACUCAACUCGGCUGUCAAGGACGCCGACAAACUCCUCGAUAUGCUCGUCCAGGCGCGCGAGCAGAUUGCCAAUGCGUCCGAUCCGCACCGCGCAAGCUUGACCAUGACGAAGUUACAAAACCCCGUCAACGCUGGCUUCGAUGCCAUAAACAAUGACCUGAAAGACGUCUCGAAAGCGCAAAAGGUCUUUGGGAAGGCCCUCGACAAGUCAUUCCCCCUGCGACCUCUCCCGACAGACUACGAUGCGAUGGCUUCGUAUCCUUCAUUAAUAAAUCGGGCAGUUGCCAUGCACAUGCUGCGCGAGGGCCAGUUUAGCGUUGCUUCAACCUUUCUCCGCGAAGCCCAUGAGCGCCCUCCCCCGCGCGCCGCCUCCCCCAACGGCAACUCACCAAACGACCUCGAGGCCGACAUACACUCUCUUCAAUCUCAGGAACUGCAAGACAAGUUCGCAAACAUGUACAGCAUCCUCCAUGAGCUUAAGAACCGCAACCUGGUGCCCGCCAUCGAGUGGGCCCAGUUGAACGGUUACGACCUCGAGGCCCGUGGCUCCAACCUCGAGUUCGAGCUGAGCAAGCUGCAGUUCGUCUGGCUCUUCAAGGGCCCAGAAAUAAACGGCCUCCCCGACGACCCUCCCGGCUCGAAUGGCCGCGCGGGGGCUUUGGCCUAUGCUCAAGCCAACUUUGGACGCUUUCAGUCGCGGCAUCUGAAGGAGAUUCAACAGCUGUCGUGCGCUAUGGUGUACGCCUCUAAUAUUGGCCAGUCCCCUUACGCCAACAUCUUUGAGACUUCGGCUGCGUUCGACGACGUCGCUCUGUCCUUCACACGGGAGUUCUGCUCCCUGCUGGGGCUGUCGGCCGAGUCCCCGCUCUAUGUGGCCGCGACUGCUGGUGCAAUUGCCCUCCCGCAGCUCAUCAAGUACACGACCUACAUGAAGGCCAAGAGGACGGAGUGGACAACAGAGAACGAGCUUGCCUUCGAGACGCCCCUGCCACGCAGCAUGAUCUACCACCCCAUCUUCGUCUGCCCUGUCAGCAAGGAGCAGACGACGGAGCAGAACCCGCCAAUGAUGCUGCCCUGCGGCCAUGUUAUUUGCAAGGAGUCACUGCAGCGUCUCACAAAAGGGUCACGGUUCAAAUGUCCGUACUGCCCCAACGAAGGUCACAUCAAGGAUGCCAGAGAGAUCAAGCUCUGA